Pomacea canaliculata is the source of this 3321-nucleotide messenger RNA. RefSeq names its product UPF0668 protein C10orf76 homolog. NCBI's taxonomy places the organism in Eukaryota, Metazoa, Mollusca, Gastropoda, Architaenioglossa, Ampullariidae. Gene Ontology annotation, biological process: regulation of Golgi organization. The record is from RefSeq and is a predicted model, not a curated record. Gene Ontology annotation, cellular component: cytosol.
AAGUGACUGUCUUCUCCAAGCUCGUCUGCCUGACUUCAUGUACUGCAUACUCAAAUCCCAAUAUCGUUAUUGAAUACAUAAGUAACAUGUAGCUAGAUGGUGAUGAAUAUCGAAUUCAAUGCAUGAUACACUUAACUUGGUUCUUUUCGACGUGUCCAUAGCAAAUGCGAAGGCACCAAACUUCAGCAUCCAUUUCUGCUUCGACCCAACACGGUACACAGGAUAAAGUACAAUGAGUGGUGGAGACUCCCAAGCACCCAAAGAAAAAGCGCACUCUCAUCUUCUGAGGAGAGCUUCAAGUCAGAAAAUGGCUCUCAAAGAAAAGAUUGUACAAAUCUACGAAGCUUUCUUUCAGGGAGAUGACCCAUCUUAUGGCAAUCCAAACUUUUGGGAUGAGUUGUUCUUAUUAAGGGUAAAUACAGGCUUUAUUGAAAAUGAGAUUGAAAAGUUAAAUGGAGAGAGUCUUCUCAGUCUCAAGGACAACUUCAACCUACUGUUUUUCCGAGCAACAGACUGCCUUAAGCAAGAUCAUCCUAUCAGAGUUGCCAAUGCAUUGCAGACUCUAUGUGCAUUGGUGCGAGGAAUAUUCAACAAAAGUCUAGGCAACUAUGGCUUUGAUGUCAUCAACAUACUAAUCGGAUUUGACUCUGCAGAAACAGUGAUGCAGACGUUGAUAGACAGCCUUAAUGGAUUCUUGACUGGAGAUUAUGUAUCAGGCCUAAAGCUGCUGACGCUAAAGCUGCUGUUGGUUUUCAUUACGGCUGCUGACAACAUAAGUCAAAACACAUUGCUGGAAUACAUUAUGAUGAACAGUGUUUUUGAAGCACUUAUACAGAUCCUUGGACAUCCCACACAACGGCAAGUGCUUGGUCAUGACGCAGCCUUGGUCCUUACAUUACUGGUCCAGUACAGGAAAUAUGAAUCAGCAAAUCCAUAUGUUGUCAAACUCUCAAUUCUGGACGAUGAACUUGCACUGACUGGAUAUGCACAGGUGGUGUCUACACUAUUAGCAGAUUUCAACAGAGAGUAUGAACGAAAAAGUACUGAGCCACAGGGUGGAUGGUUUUCAACAUUGGCAAACAUGAUGGGCAACAUGUUCGUUGCCGAAGAAAAACAAAUAGAGCUUGUCAGAGCCAAUGACUCUAUACUUCUUGCUCUGUAUGAAGCAAUUCAUCUAAACAGGAACUUCAUCACUGCUCUAACUCAUUCUCAUACACCUUCUACACCUACAACGCCACCUUCAUCUCCCAGCCCUACUUCUUCACCUGGAGCAAAUUCAGAGAGUAAUGUUAAAGACCCUCCACCUCUGAUGGCUGAGGCAGCAAAUACUACUCAACCAACCAGUCUGCUGGUUACAUUCCUUCAGUACAGCUCUAUUGUCAUUCAGGACACAAAAGACAUCACGAGGUAUAACAAUGCUAAAUUAUGCUUCAUCAUUUUAACCUGCAUUUCAGAGGAUCAGUAUGCAAACUCCUUGAUGCAUGAUGCCAACAUGACUUUUCGUGUUCCACUUCACCGAAUGCCUAUGCGACAUCGCAAAGUGAAAGUUGAAGUUCACCCGCCAUCCAGACCUCUUGUGUGUUCUCUUUUAGAUCUGAUGGUGGAAUUUGUAAUGAGUCACAUGAUGAAAACAUUUCCAAUGGAGCUCUAUCUGAGAGGGCUGGGUAUAGUUCACAGAGUGCUGUGCUACCAGAAGAAGCUCCGUGUUCGAAUACAGUAUCCCUGGAAGGAGCUGUGGACCGCUCUUAUAAACCUGCUGAAGUUUUUGCUCUCUCAUGAGACUCAGCUGGCCAAGAAGUAUAACAUCUUUCAUCUUUGUUCCAAGAUUGUGAAUGUAUUCAAUUUAUUUAUCACAUAUGGAGACACUUUUUUGCCCAACCCCAACAGCUAUGAUGAGUUGUACUAUGAGAUCAUCAGGAUGCACCAGACAUUUGGCAAUCUGUACUCUAUGGCUCUUCGCUACACCACAACAGAUAAUGAGCACAAAGAAUCUGCUGCACGGCUGAUCAACCAUUUAGUUAACAUAAGAGCUAUCAUUAACCAUUUCACUCCAAAAGUAGACUCCUGGGCAGCUGCAAAUCAGCUGUCAUCACUUACUGAAGAACAGGUGCUUGAAGUUGUGCGUGGAAAUUACGACACGUUGACGCUCAAGCUGCAGGACAGCCUGGACCAGUUUGAGCGCUAUGCUGAGAAACCCAAAGAAGUUCCAUUUUUCACUAACAUGGUACGAUCCAUCAUCUGUGAUGUGAGGAAGUGCAAUCUGUCAAAUAUGUCAGCACAACAUCAAGAACUCUUGCAGGAAUUGUCUACUAUCAGCUGAGAGUAUUUUGAAGAUUUUUGUACAAAUUUGGUAUUUGUGUGGUCUCAACUGAAAGGUUUUUUGACAGAGAGUCUGGUCAGCACUUCAAGACAACUAAUAAGGGUUAAAGUUGUAACUGAUAUGCUUUUGAAUGGUUUCUGUGGUUGUAAUGAGGGAGGAAAGAAUGUAUGCUUGCAUGGAUACAUGUGUACUUUCAGUACCUGGACAUUUUGUGCUGGACAUUUAACAUUUAUUAAAUGCAAAGAUUUUUAUGAGCAGUUAUAAUGAAUAAUUAGCACAGUCUAUCAUAUGCUCAACUGCAGGUUAUUGGAUAAUCUGGUAUUCUUAGAACAUUGGUUUGUUGAUGCAAAAUCUUUGAGGGUGAUAAGGUAAAUGUUUCUAAAUUAUGUUUCAUGUUUGGUCACUUAGUUCUGUGAGAGAAUGCUUGGGUUACACAGUUUAAUUAAAGUCAUGGAUUUUUUUUUUUUAAAGUACUGCAUGCCGUUGAUUUUCCAGCUGUUUUAUCAAUUUCCUUACCAGACAUAAGUUAAGGACUGUACAGUAGUGCUAUAUGUGACAUCAUCAUUAUGGAUGCACAGUGUAACAAUGAAUAAAUACUGUUUUUAAACAAAAAGUCAAAAAAAAAUUUUUUUUAGUGCAAUGAUCUCCUUUUGUGCAGCAGCCCUUGACGUUAAGGGUAAUGCUGCAUUGAUAAAAAGUACCCACUAAUAAGUUUAGGGGUAGAAUACAGAUGCUCUUGAUCCUUGAAAAUUUUACACCCACAACGAGAACCUCUAGCUUGAAUUUAGUUCUCAUGCACAAUAACUCGUUCAACUGCUGGUUUCAUUGAUUUGUUGCCCGCAUGAGACUUUUAGUCAUCAUUCAUGCUUUGCAUGAUACAUUCUUAGGUUUUCAAUGACCUUGAAAUGUUAGCUUGAAAUGAUGAUGUCAAUUCCACCUUGAAGAAAAUGUAAAAGCACAUUGUAAAAUGUCUGUGCAAUAUAGAGUUAUUCUUAUCUUGC